Messenger RNA from Carassius auratus (goldfish), 5203 nucleotides. RefSeq names its product cysteine/serine-rich nuclear protein 2-like. The record is from RefSeq and is a predicted model, not a curated record. The coding region runs from base 675 to 2249 and encodes 524 amino acids. The transcript is spliced from 5 exons. NCBI's taxonomy places the organism in Eukaryota, Metazoa, Chordata, Actinopteri, Cypriniformes, Cyprinidae. Gene Ontology annotation, cellular component: nucleus. Gene Ontology annotation, molecular function: DNA-binding transcription factor activity, RNA polymerase II-specific; sequence-specific DNA binding. Gene Ontology annotation, biological process: regulation of transcription by RNA polymerase II.
UCCUUCCUCUAUUGUUACGUUGUAACAAACCGGGGCAGAAGAGAGGCCCGUAGGGUCCUCGGGCCGACAGAUACUACACAUCAUUUUUUUUCUUUCUUCUUUCCUUCGGGGUGGAAAUAUAACGUUGCGAUUUGGCUAAACGUAGCGCAGAACACAACCACUUAUCCGGAGUGGAAAAACCCCGAAGUCUCGGCUCUAUUUGGUCUAUUUGGUUUUAAGGAUCACUUAAAUAUUUUAUCUGCAUUUAUUUGAUGCAUCUGCGCCGGGAUUAGUAAAUUUUUUUUAAUGAAAAUUGUCAUUGUCUGCCUUCGUCUGCCCCGUUUUUAAUUUUUACAGAGCUUGACUGCAACGUUGAAUGCCCGCAUAGCCUUCUUGAUACACAAAACCCCCAUUUAUAGUCUAUGGCAAGACUAAAAUCUAUUGUUUACGAUGCUUAAAUGUUCGGACACCACUAUAUCUUCGUGAAGAAACUGCUAUUUCUCUAUUGUUCUGUCCAUUUCGAUGGGCUGAAGUCGUUUUUGUCUGUCAUCUUGUAACCUUGUGGAAGUCUAAAGCUGAAAUAGGCUCAAAAUCCCCAAAGAAAAAAAAAAAGGUCUAAAUUAAGGAAGCACUGAUCGAGCGACAGCUUCGCCGGUUUAAAGGCUCUCUGUUUCUGCCUAAGACGCAGGGUUUCCAUGGAGACAGUGUCAUCUCGUGGCCUGAAGCGCAGAUUCGAGGAGGUGGACAGUGGCUCGCCGUGUUCCACACCCAAAGAUUCGGAUGAUGACAUCUCUUGCAGUGACAGCGCUGAUAGCUGCGACAGUCUCAAUGCUCCCUCCAGCUCUCUCACACCCCACUCCAUUCUCAGAAGACACAAAGCAUCUUUUGGUCGUAAGCAGGUACGCUUUGAUGCAGUGACAGUCUAUUACUUCUCCAGAAGGCAGGGCUUUACCAGUGUGCCCAGUCAGGGUGGCAGCUCCCUGGGCAUGGCACGCCAUCACUGUACUAUACGACAUUACACCCUUGGCGAGUUUGCACGAGAACAAGAGAGCAGCCACAAGCAUGUGCUGCGUCAACAUCUACGGCAAGAAAAACUCAAUGCUCGCAAGUUAAAGCUGACACGGAAUGGAACUGUGGAUUGCCCCGAAGCUGAGUUGCUUACCCUGGAUGACAUAUCCGAUGAGGAUCUGGACGUUGAGCGUGUAGAGGUAGACGAUUGCUUCUUCCUGCAGCCUCUUCCAACCAAGAGGCGUCGGGCACUACUGAGGGCCUCAGGAAUUGCCCGUAUAGAUGCCAGAGAAAAGGCUGAGCUGCGUUCCAUACGUUUGUCCCGGGAGGAAUGUGGUUGUGACUGCCGCUUCUACUGCGACCCUCGGCACUGCAGAUGCAGCCAAGCUGGAAUUAAGUGCCAGGUGGAUCGGAUGUCCUUUCCAUGUGGCUGCACCCACGACGGUUGUGGUAAUACAGCUGGCCGCGUUGAGUUCAACCCUCUUCGUGUGCGUACCCACUAUCUUCACACUAUCAUGAAACUUGACCUGGAAAAGAGAAGCCUGUUGGGUGUUAGGUCUGGAGGGGAUUGUGGGGAAGAGAUCGAGUUAGUCUCCUCGCCAUCUCUGUCUCUUUCUCCCUUGGACUCCGAUGUGGAGGUGGAAAGCCAAGGUGUUCAGGAGCUGCAAGAUGAGCAGUGCGACAGCCUGGAGCGAGAGAAUGAAACCGCUGUGCUUCAUCUACAGAGUGCGGAGGAAUGGGAAAGGAGACUGGAACAAGAAGAGCAUCAGGUCGAGGAGGCGCACACCUCUGAGCCAACCCUUUGCCUCCUGCAGGGCGCCCUUAACAGCCAAGCUGGGAUAGAGGGCAUGGAAGGUGUUGAGGGAGUCCUUCUAGAAGGGCCUUUUCCUGAAGGUGCCACCCUGCUGUGUAUUACAGAGAACCAUGCAGAUGAACAGACCGAGCAGAGGCUGCUCAAAGAUCCUGCUUCUGUCCUCUAUUAUCAGGUAGGUCAUGUAGAGACCGCAACCUUUGAGACACUUCCUGCGCAAGUAGAGGAGGUGGUGAGCGAAGGUGGGGAUCCAGAUAUGGAGAGUGAACGGCAAAAACAAGAAACCUGCAGGCAGGAUUCGGCCAAGAGCUUGUCUGUUGAAGUACCUCCACCUCUCGAGAAUGGGGACGAAGAACAACUUUGUCCUGAACAGGCCUCAAAUGAAAAGGAAAGCGCUGAGAAGUGCCUGUCACUGGAGGAAAAGGCAGUACAACUUCCUCCAGAAGUGUAGAGCCCAUCACCUCUGCAGAUGUUUUGCACAAGUUAGUCAUUAAAUUCAUAGAGAGCCUACUCCAAACAGUGCGAUAUGUUACAUGACUGCAUAAUGUUAUUACACGUUAAAGAAACAAGUUACCUUCAUGGGUUUGUAUCCAAUUUAGCUGGAGUUGAGCAUGUACUGUGUUUGAAGUAGGUUGUCCAUGGUAAAAUAAGUUAUUAAAAAAAUGAAAAAUAGAAUAAUUUAUAAAAAAAAAAUGAAAAAAAAAACUCAAGAAAAGCAGAGAUCCUGACAGCAAGUAUUUGUCUUUCUAAUAUGGUAUCCGUUUAUUACUUGAUGCUAGUGGGGAAAAAGUGGCCUUUAUGUCGAGGAACAAGCAUUUUCAGGAUUAUCCAGCGCCUUUGUAUGGAUUUUCCAGUUUGUAGAGUUUACGAUACUGCACUCCAACAACUAAAUGGCACCGUCAGGAAUGGUACAUACUGAAGCUUUGCUCAUGUGUUCAAAUUACCACAGUUAUGAGAUGAAAACUCUCAGCUGUUCAUACGGUUUCUGUAACGAUGCUCAUAACGCCAAAAUUUAUUCACGCACAGCUUUGUUGCUUAUAACAACAACAACAAAAAAAAUCACUACAUUAACCUUGGAAUGGACCUUUUAUAAAAUUAAUAGGUUCAAGAGUUGUAAUUGCUAAAUAUUCCAAAGGCUUUGAAUAGUUUUUAAUACUUGGAAUCCUAUAAUAGUGGGAAUUCUUCCAGGACGUGAAUACAACAUUAGUAAUAAGCAUAUGGAUAAUGCUAACUAAAGGGGUUGCUAAUUUUAGAAGAGGGUGUUGUUUGUAGCAUCCUUCCUGUGAAUAGACCCAAGAAUCCAGGAAAUACUUGGUUUUCAUGUACUGUACAAGUGCUUUGCUAAGAGCUAGCAUGAAGAUGAGUGAAAAAGCUACUUGUUCUCUGUAUGCACGUUGAAAACUUGAUUUGUUUGAAGUUGCUGAGAGGGGAUCGGGAAGAUUAAUAAAUGUGCAAUCCAUCUGCACAGUAGUUCUUUACUGAUUUAUCAUAGUCUUGACCUGACACCAUUUGAAGCUAUAGCCUAACGUCCCAAUUCAUGGACAUUUAUUUAUUUACCACCGCUUUGUAUUGUUAGGGCGAGGACAAGGAGUAUUGUCAUCUACAAUCAUUUUUACAACAAUAACAACAGAAAUAAGAACGUUGGGUGAAAAUCUGUUUAAUUUACAAUGACACAAUGCAAACAUUUACUUUAGAUUUUUAAAAUGUAAUUGCUUAUUUUGUGCAAAAAUUAUGCACUGUGUUGUUCUUAACAUAUUUUGUGAGAUUGUCCCAUAUAAUUUUAACAUUUAAACCCAGUACUUAAAAUCCAAGGUGAUCUUAUACAUCAUGUAGGCAUUUAUGUGCUGUAUGGCAAGUCAAAGAAGAUCUUGAGGAGACUAUAUAUUGUAAUUUUGAUUUACUCAUUAGCCUUUUUAGUUCAUCUCACUACUAGGGCCACAGUUUUUAGUUUUAAGUUAGGCUGAUUAUAAUUUUGUAAACAUUGCACCUCAUUUUAAAUGUCCAAACCCACAUUUAAACUAUGUGAAGGCCAUCUAUCGCACCUCUUUAUCCUUCCUCUUCUUUUCUGUUGUAUUUUUAUAGUCCAUUCCUCUCUCAUCCCUUGUUUUAGAAUAUGGAUAAUGUUAAGUUUGUAAAACAAUUACUUAAGAUACUUUCUGUUAAAGUUGUUUCUGUUCAAUUCGGUUUAAUUUUAAAGACAAAGUAGUCAUAUGAUUGGUUACAUAAAAAAUGAUGUCUUCAAUAGUAUGAGUUUUGUGAUGUUGAUAAAUUAUUUAAAUGUAAGGAACCCAAGAAAAUUGUCCUUUUGCAGUAUGUAUGAGUGUUUGUAUGUGUGCCAGAAAGAUUCAUGCUGAUUUGUGAGAUGAACCUGUUUUUAAGUGCAGUAUGAGGUCAUCAUAUUUCAAACCGUGCUCUUAUUUUAGUUUUUGCAUAUUAAUAUUAACACUAUAUGUAGAAUAUAUGUAGAGAGAGAGAAAAAAGAGACGUUAAAAAUCCACACAGUUGGUUGUAAAUGCAAAUGUUGCUGUUAUCGCACUGCUUCAAGUUUACUCAUCCUUACAACACCCUUAAUUCAUGAGUAAAGGAGAUGCUUCAUUAUGUGAUCAUAUUAGCUAAAAUAGAGCAUUUGAGGUUAAUCAUGAAUUUGUUAGCAUGAUUGCAUCCUCAUAUGACCUAACAUUGUAAAGCAUUAAGGUUGAUUCAAAUCUAAAUCUGCAAUAAUUUUGCAAAUGACCAAUCAAACGAGAAGUAUUUUUUUUCUUUUAUAGUUUUUCUUAAUUCGUUUUUGCCUCAUUGUAUGUUAUCAUGUCUCUUUGUUUCAGUUUACUGAAUUAUCUUAAUGUAUAGGCUAUGUGUGUUUUAUUUCUGUUUUUAUGUUGAACAUAAGAAAAAUACGCCACCUGCACUCAAAUUAGUUUGUAGCAGUGUCUGAGCUAGAAAUGGACUUGUCCUUAAAAAUGGUGGUCGAAGGGCCUGAUUUUGACCAAACUGAGACUCUUGUUUGUUGUUCAUAUUUUUGACAUAAUUAUGAACAUCCACCCGUCCAUUGGUCUAAAACCCAAUGCCUUUAAAAGGAGGCUUGAAUGUUGCACGUGCUAACGUAGCUGUAAUGCUAAAUAUCUUUUUAGUCAGAUGUAUUUUUUUGUUUUCCAUAUCACCUCAUUUUUAAGAACUCAGAUUUGAGACCACUACAGUAACUGAACUUACAUUAUGGCAGUAUGUGAUUAUUUGUUGUGUGUGUGUGUGUGUGUGUGUUAGAGGUGCUGUACAGCAUCUAAUAAGGCUGAAUGGACGUGAAUUGUACGCUGUAAGAGUGACUUAUGCUAACUGUUGCCUACAGAGGAGAUAAAACAUACAAAGUUUUAUAUGAAAAUGUGAGUGAAAUAAAAUCUAAAAUAAAGAAAA